This is a messenger RNA of Microplitis mediator, 904 nucleotides long. Its product is annotated as mitochondrial import inner membrane translocase subunit Tim29. The coding region runs from base 151 to 765 and encodes 204 amino acids. The record is from RefSeq and is a predicted model, not a curated record. Lineage: Eukaryota; Metazoa; Arthropoda; Insecta; Hymenoptera; Braconidae. The transcript has 3 exons. Gene Ontology annotation, cellular component: TIM22 mitochondrial import inner membrane insertion complex. Gene Ontology annotation, biological process: protein insertion into mitochondrial inner membrane.
CCUAAACCUAACACACAACUCAGCUGACACGAGUUACUCUCAUAUAUUUAUAUAUUUUCUGUACGUUGUAAAUACAUGUGUAGUAUAUUUAUACAUUAAAGCUUAUCAAUAAUAAUAAAAAAAAAUAGAUUGUUUUAAAUUUUUCCAGUUAUGAUGACUGCUCGUUCUUGUUAUUUAAUGAAUUUAUUUAAAAAUAAAUAUUUAUGUACUGCAAUUAAAAAUAGUAGACACUGUAGUACUCAAGAAGUUAAAGUAAAAGAAGUCAAACAAAGUAUUCUUCAAAAUUGGGGAAAAUACUGGAAAAAUCUUUAUCAAGAUUACAAAGAUGUGGCGAUUGACCUUAAGAAAGAUUGUAAAGAACGACCAAUACGUGCUCUAUUUUAUUUUUCAUUGAUUGGCAGCGGUUACUAUUUUUAUCGUGUUAACCCAGAUGAAAUAUCGUUCAGAGAAGCACUGAUGGAAAACACAGCGCGUUUGAUGUUCGUAGCUGAAAGAAUGCGUAACCCAGUGUCUGCUGAACAUGUGUCACAUAUGAAAGAAUGUUUAAAUGAACAGAUUGUCAGGAGAUUAAGUUUAGGCGUAGUGUCAUUUAUUUGGCUGGACAAUUACUCUGAUUUAUGUAAGCAAUAUAAAGUUACUUGCACGUAUUUGAAGCCAAGACUUGUUGAUUUCCAUCACCGGAUUGCUGAUGUCGGUUUUCUCGGCAAGUGGUGGAUAUUAGAAAAUAAAAUGCAAGAUUAUGAUAUUAAUAAUAAUGAAAUUUAGUAUAAAAUAUAGUAAAUUUGUUUUAUUUUUUUAUUAUAUUGCAAAUUUAGUUUUAAAAUCUACAGUAGUUUUAAUAUAAUUCUAAAAUAAAAGUUAUAAAAUUAUUAAUUCAUAUCAUUAAUAAAAAUAUUAAUGGUAA